Protopterus annectens (West African lungfish) is the source of this 2010-nucleotide messenger RNA. It is a transcript of the gene CCT6A, whose product is annotated as chaperonin containing TCP1 subunit 6A. Gene Ontology annotation, biological process: protein folding. Gene Ontology annotation, molecular function: ATP hydrolysis activity; ATP-dependent protein folding chaperone; ATP binding. The transcript is spliced from 14 exons. Gene Ontology annotation, cellular component: chaperonin-containing T-complex. The coding region runs from base 156 to 1754 and encodes 532 amino acids. Lineage: Eukaryota; Metazoa; Chordata; Ceratodontiformes; Protopteridae. The record is from RefSeq and is a predicted model, not a curated record.
AUAGCAGGCUGGAAGAGGCGGUGCCAUAUUGGCAAGCACGUUACAUUUUUCUAGAAGUAGCCGGAACUUUCUUUUGAAUCUACCCCCUAAGUGGUGGUGGAAGUUUUUAGCCGUUCAUUCUUCUGGUCGGGUAGCCGGCACCACGCGUGUUCAUCAUGUCUGCAAUCAAAGCACUUAAUCCUAAGGCUGAAGUAGCUCGGGCACAGGCUGCACUAGCGGUCAAUAUCAGUGCAGCUCGGGGACUUCAGGAUGUACUAAGAACCAACCUAGGCCCUAAAGGAACCAUGAAAAUGUUGGUUUCUGGUGCUGGAGAUAUAAAGCUUACCAAAGAUGGUAAUGUAUUGCUUCAAGAAAUGCAAAUCCAGCACCCCACAGCUUCUUUAAUAGCAAAGGUUGCUACAGCACAGGAUGAUAUCACUGGAGAUGGAACAACAUCAAACGUCCUUAUUAUAGGAGAGCUGUUGAAACAGGCUGAUCUUUACAUUUCAGAGGGAUUGCACCCAAGAAUUGUCACUGAAGGAUUUGAAGCUGCAAAGGAAAAAGCGCUCGAGAUUUUGGAAAAAUUAAAAGUUCCCAAGGAGGGGGAUAGAGAAACUCUUCUAAAUGUUGCCAGGACAUCUCUGUGUACAAAGGUUCAUACAGAACUGGCAGAAAUCUUAACAGAGGCUGUGGUAGAUGCAGUUUUGGCAAUCAGAAAGCCAUCUGAACCAGUUGACCUUCAUAUGGUAGAGAUCAUGGAAAUGAAACAUAAAACAGAUUGUGAUACCACUUUGAUUCGAGGCCUAGUUCUGGACCAUGGUGCGCGACAUCCAGAUAUGAAGAAGAGAGUUGAAGAUGCAUUCAUCCUAGUUUGCAAUGUUUCCCUGGAGUACGAAAAAACCGAAGUGAGCUCUGGGUUUUUCUACAAGAGUGCGGAUGAAAGAGAGAAACUGGUUAAAGCGGAGAGAAAAUUCAUAGAAGCCAGAGUAAAGAAAAUUGUUGAGUUAAAGAAGACAGUAUGUGGUGAUACUUCUAAGGGGUUUGUUGUGAUAAAUCAAAAGGGCAUUGAUCCAUUUUCACUGGAUGCACUUGCAAAAGAGGGUAUUGUAGCUCUGCGCAGGGCAAAAAGGAGAAAUAUGGAGAGAUUGACCCUUGCCUGUGGUGGCAUUGCUAUGAACUCUGUAGAUGAUCUCACACCAGAGUGUUUGGGACACGCAGGACUUGUUUAUGAGCACACGCUGGGUGAAGAGAAGUUCACUUUCAUUGAGGAAUGUGAUAACCCACGUUCAGUCACACUGCUUAUCAAGGGGCCAAAUAAACAUACAAUUACACAGAUCAAAGAUGCUGUGAGAGACGGACUGCGUGCGGUCAAAAAUGCUAUAGAAGAUGGCUGUGUUGUUCCAGGUGCUGGCGCAUUUGAAGUUGCAGUUGCAAAUGCCUUAGUUAAGUACAAGCCGAACAUCAAAGGGAAAGCCCAGCUUGGAGUCCAAGCCUUUGCUGAUGCUCUCCUCAUCAUUCCUAAGGUUCUUGCUCAGAAUUCUGGAUACGAUUGUCAAGAGACCCUUGUGAAAGUACAAACAGAAUAUGCAGAUUCAGGACAGCUCGUUGGAGUUGAUUUGAAUACCGGUGAACCCAUUGUGGCAUCAGAAGCUGGAAUUUGGGAUAAUUAUAGUGUUAAGAAACAACUGCUUCACUCGUGCACUGUAAUUGCUAGCAACAUUCUCCUAGUUGAUGAAAUUAUGAGAGCUGGGAUGUCAUCUUUGAAAGAAAAGUGAUGCACUAAAAAGUCUGGAAUUUACAACUUUUGGAAGAUGCAGCUGCAGAGAAACCUGCGGAAAGCGGUAUAUGAGGAUACAAGACCAUGACAUUACGGUUAUUCAGAGAGGAUGCUUUUGUUGGACUAGUGUGGCAGUCUACCCAGAUGCAGUGAACAUGGCUUUCCACCCAACUUAUUUAUUUAAAUUUAUGGCACUGAAUUGUACAAAUUGAUUUCCCACUCUUUGUACCCAUUAAAGUUUGCUCCUGCCUUUA